AUGUCUUCUCCUCGGCAGGUCUAUCUGCUGCCUUUGAAGGAUGACGGCUCUCCAGACGUUCCAGGAGGCUACAUUUAUCUGCCUCCGCCCUCUCCGUUCUAUACCCUUCGCUUCGUGAUUGAGGGAACGAGCUCGAUUUGUAGGCAAGGCCAACUAUGGGUCAACAUCCCAGAGGAAGGUCAAACCUUCAAUCGCUCGACGUUUCGCAGCUUCAGACUCUCUCCGGACUUUAACAAGAACAUUCAAAUCGACGUUCCGAUCACCUCUCCUGGAUCAUUUGCCUUCUAUGUGACCUUCUCCCCGCUUCCUGAAUUUUCGCUUUCCCAGACGGCUACUCCAGAGCCGACAGAAACACCGAUUUAUUACAUCGAUGUUUCGCCUAAAUUGACUCUUCGCGGUCGCGAUCUGCCGCUCAAUGCUCUUUCUAUUUACUCGGUCAUCUCCAAAUUCAUGGGUAAAUAUCCUACAGAUUGGGAUAAGCAUCUCAACGGUAUCAGUCAACGCAACUAUAACAUGAUUCACUUCACCCCUUUGAUGAAACGUGGAGACUCCAACUCGCCAUACAGUAUAUUUGACCAGUUGCAGUUCGACGAUGCUGUAUUUCCCAAUGGAGAGGCAGAUGUCGCCCAGCUGGUCAAGAAGAUGGAGGAGAAAUACGGACUUUUGUCAUUGACGGAUGUUGUAUGGAAUCACACCGCUAACAACAGUAAAUGGCUCGAGGAGCAUCCUGAAGCUGGCUACAGCGUUGCAACUGCACCAUGGCUUGAAUCCGCCUUGGAAUUGGACAAUGCCCUAUUGAAAUUCGGCGCGAACCUUGCAGAUCUCGGCUUGCCUACUGAAUUCAAAUCAGUGGAUGAUCUUGUCUCCGUCAUGAAUGCAGUUCGUGAGGACGUCAUCCACAAGCUCAAGCUAUGGGAGUACUACGUCGUCAAUGUCGCUGCGGAUGCACGGAAGAUCACUCGGCAAUGGCAAGCAUCCAAGAACAUUGACGUAACAAGCGAUGAGUGGUCACAGCACAAGCUGAAAGACUUCGCGAACUGGACUCUCGAGGAACAAGCGAGCUUCAUCCGUAGAGAGUCCAUCCCAACAUCGAAGCAACUUCUUGGCCGCUUCAGCAGAUCCGUUGAUUCGAACUUUGGAGCAGCGAUACUGACUGCACUGCUUGGUCCCUCCGACACUGCGAAUGCUGAUUCCUCCGCGGCUGAAAAGGCUAUCUCGAGGAUACUCGACGAGGUAAAUCUUCCUUUCUACAAAGAAUAUGAUGCGGACGUUGCGGAGAUCAUGAACCAGCUCUUCAAUCGAAUCAAAUACCUUCGCAUUGACGGUCAUGGCCCCAAACUUGGUCCUGUCACGAAGCAGAGUCCACUUAUCGAGACGUACUUCACGAGGCUUCCAUUAAAUGCCACUACCAAGAAGCACGAUAGCAGAGCUUUGGCUCUCGUGAAUAACGGUUGGAUUUGGAAUGCUGACGCGUUACGGGACAAUGCUGGGCCUUUCUCCAAGGCAUACCUCCGUCGAGAGGUCAUUGUUUGGGGAGACUGUGUGAAAUUGAGGUAUGGGUCCUCCCCAGGGGACAAUCCGUUCCUCUGGGAAUUCAUGACCAAAUACACCCGUCUCAUGGCCAAAUACUUCUCUGGGUUCCGCAUUGACAAUUGUCAUUCAACGCCACUAGCAGUGGCAGAAUACCUUUUGGACGAGGCACGAAAAGUUCGGCCUAACCUUACAGUUUUCGCAGAACUUUUCACUGGCUCAGAAGAGGCGGAUUACAUUUUCGUCAAGCGCCUCGGUAUCAACGCUCUAAUCCGCGAGGCAAUGCAGGCGUGGAGCACCGGAGAGCUCAGCCGACUCGUGCAUCGCCAUGGAGGUCGUCCAAUCGGAAGCUUUGAUGUUGAUCUCCCUUCUGCGGGGAGUAGCCACGCUAUAGCUUCAUCGGGCAUCGACGGUGGGAAAGAGGAACUUUCUCUCAUUCGCCCGACUCCUGUACAGGCUCUUUUCAUGGAUUGUACCCAUGAUAACGAAAUGCCGGCCCAGAAGAGGACGGCAAUAGAUACUCUACCAAACGCAGCCUUAGUGGCUAUGUGCGCUUCCGCGAUUGGAAGUGUCAUCGGCUACGACGAGAUAUAUCCCAACCUUGUUGACCUUGUCCAUGAGACCCGUCUGUACUCAUCUACAUUUUCGGAGUCCUCCAAGAUUGACCUAAACUCACUAGAAGGCGGAAUCGGUGGUAUCAAGAAACUACUCAACGAGCUGCACACUGUUAUGGGCUCGGAGAGCUAUGAUGAAACUCAUAUCCAUCACGAUGGCGAGUACAUUACCGUCCACAGAGUGCACCCAAAAACGCGAAAGGGGAUAUUCCUGAUUGCUCACACAGCGUUUCCUGGCCAAGACAGCAAGGCCAUACUAGCGCCCACACGGCUUGUUGGUACUCAAGCUAAGCAUAUUGGGACGUGGCAACUGGAAGUUGACGCGAGCGAAAAUACUAAAAAGGAGGUUUCCGGUGACAAGUCCUACCUGAAAGGGCUUCCAAGCCGAGUUCAUGCUAUCGAAGGCACAAAGGUCGAACAGGAUGGUAACGACACAGUCAUCUCGGUCCUGGAAGCGCUUGUUGCCGGAUCUAUCGCCCUAUACGAAACGUCCAUUCCCAGCGCCGAACAUGCAUCUGGGCUUGACGCUCAUAUCACGGAGGGGGUAGAUGAUGCUUUCGCAAACCUCAAUUUAGUUGAUCUCAACUUUGUGCUUUAUCGCUGUGAAGCAGAAGAACGAGAUUCGAGUAACGGCCAAGAUGGUGUGUACAAUAUACCAAACCACGGUUCUUUGGUAUAUGCAGGUCUCCAGGGAUGGUGGAGUGUCCUCGAAAAUAUUAUCAAGUACAACGAACUCGGUCAUCCCCUUUGUGAUCACUUGCGAAACGGUCGGUGGGCUUUGGACUACAUCGUUGCUAGACUGGAGAAGGCUGCGAAGACAGAAAGAUAUUCUGCACUACACAAGCCUUCGGCAUGGCUGCGAGAGAAGUUUGCGGCUGUUCGUGGUCUACCGAGCUUCCUACUACCCAGAUACUUUGCCAUUAUCGUUCAGUCUGCCUACAAUGCUGCAUGGAAGCGAGGUCUUCAGCUCCUCGGCGAUAACAUACAGAAAGGACAAGAAUUUAUCCAUCAGCUGGGUAUGGUGAGUGUUCAGAUGACUGGAUACGUCAACUCUGCAUCAUUAUGGCCGACAAAAGCGGUGCCUAGCCUCGCAGCCGGUUUGCCGCAUUUUGCUGUUGAUUGGGCAAGAUGUUGGGGUCGCGAUGUUUUUAUCUCCUUGCGUGGUCUUUUACUCUGCACCAGCCGAUUUGAUGAUGCCAAAGAGCAUAUAUUUGCAUUUGCAAGCGUCCUCAAACACGGGAUGAUCCCGAAUCUUCUCGGUAGUGGAAAGCUUCCACGCUAUAACUCUCGAGACUCAGUCUGGUUCUUCCUCCAAUCUAUCCAGGACUACACCAAGAUGGCGCCCGAUGGAAUCAAACUUCUGGAUGAGAAGAUUCCCAGAAGAUUUCUUCCUUAUGACGACACGUGGUUUCCGUUCGACGAUCCGCGCGCCUACUCGAAAUACUCAACUAUAUCCGAAGUGAUUCAGGAAGUAUUCCAGCGACACGCGCAGGGCCUAUCUUUCCGAGAAUACAACGCAGGACCAAACCUUGACAUGCAGAUGAAAUCAGAGGGGUUUGACAUCAAUGUUCAAGUCGACUGGGACACGGGCCUGAUCUUUGGCGGCAGCCAGUUCAAUUGUGGCACAUGGCAAGAUAAGAUGGGAGAGAGCGAGAAAGCCAAGAACAAGGGUGUGCCAGGAACACCGCGCGACGGGGCUGCAGUUGAGAUUACGGGUCUCGUAUACAGUGCAUUGAACUGGGUAGCAACGCUGCACGAGCGUGGACUUCAUCCGCACUCGGGGGUCGAUCUUGGUGAGGGCAAGUCAAUCACUUUCAAGUCAUGGGCGGCAAGAAUCAAGGAGAAUUUCGAGCGCUGCUACUACAUUCCCUUGAGCCCGGAGGAAGAUGCCCAAUAUGUUAUCGACCGCAAUGUGGUCAAUCGACGUGGAAUCUACAAGGAUCUUUACAAAUCUGGGAAACCAUACGAAGACUACCAGCUUCGUUCCAAUUUUCCAAUUGCCAUGACCGUUGCACCAGAACUGUUUACACCUUCCAAAGCACUGUCGGCUCUUGCACUUGCUGAUAAAGUCCUUGUCGGCCCGGUCGGUAUGGCUACCUUAGAUCCUUCAGAUCUGAACUACCGACCAUACUACAACAACUCCGAGGACUCUGAUGAUUUUGCAACGGCCAAGGGUAGAAAUUAUCACCAAGGCCCGGAAUGGGUGUGGCAACGCGGAUUCUUCCUUCGAGCGUUCUUGCACUUUGAUCUAGCUCGUAGAACGACACUGGAGGAGCGAACCGAGGCCUACCAGCAGAUUACCCGACGUCUGGAAGGCUGCAAGAAGGCUCUCAGAGAAAGUCCAUGGAAGGGUCUCACGGAGCUUUCGAACAAGGAUGGUGCAUACUGUGCAGACUCGCUGCGUUAUAGGAACGUGGAUGCUAUCGACUAUUACGAAGAAAAGUUGCGGAGGAUUGAUGAGCAGAUUCGGCUUGCACGUCAGAAGGAGUAUCCGCCGACCGAGAUUGCUUUCGUUACGAUGGAGUCGAUUGCCGCAUCGCAGAUGGUUGUCCAGGCUAUCCUUGAUCCGCAGCCCAUGCAGCUUCUUGCUCGGUUGGCACCAGCUCCUGCUGAUGUUGUAUGGAAGAACACCUAUCUCCCUCGCUCGAGACGCAUGAUGCAAUCCUGGUCCGUUACAGUAAUCAUCGGCUUUUUGACGGUUUUCUGGUCUGUGCUUUUGAUUCCUGUGGCCUACUUGCUUGAGUACGAGACUCUUCACAAGGUGUUCCCUCAAUUAGCAGAUGCUUUGUCGAGAAACCCUCUUGCCAAGUCUUUGGUUCAAACUGGUCUUCCCACUUUGGUUCUCUCGUUGUUAACUGUUGCGGUGCCAUAUCUCUAUAGUUGGUUAUCGCAUCAGCAAGGCAUGAUGUCUCGCGGUGAUAUCGAGUUGUCUGUCAUCUCAAAAACCUUCUUCUUCUCUUUUUUCAACCUCUUCCUUGUGUUCACCGUGUUCGGGACUGCAACAACAUUCUUCGGUUUCUGGGAGAACCUUAGAGAUGCGUUCAAGGACGCCACCACCAUCGCAUUCGCCUUGGCCAAAACUUUGGAAAACUUCGCUCCUUUCUAUAUCAACUUCUUGUGUCUCCAAGGCAUAGGCUUGUUCCCGUUCCGACUCUUGGAAUUUGGAAGUGUGGCGAUGUAUCCUAUCAAUUUCCUCGCGGCUAAGACACCGCGUGACUACGCCGAACUGAACACACCCCCUGUGUUCAGCUACGGAUACUCUAUCCCUCAGACAGUCCUUAGCCUCAUUAUCUGUGUGGUAUACAGUGUCUUCCCCAGCUCGUGGUUGAUUUGUCUUUUCGGCCUGAUCUAUUUCGUCAUCGGCAAAUUCAUCUACAAGUACCAACUUCUUUAUGCUAUGGACCACCAGCAGCACUCAACUGGACGAGCAUGGCCGAUGAUCUGCAGUCGUGUUUUGAUGGGGCUGAUUGUCUUUCAGCUGGCCAUGAUUGGUGUUCUGGCACUGCGCCGAGCUAUCACUCGGUCUUUACUCAUUGUUCCCCUCUUGAUGGCAACUGUGUGGUUCAGUUAUUUCUUCUCGCGCAAUUACGAGCCCCUCAUGAAAUUCAUUGCGUUAAAGAGUAUCGACCGUGAACGCCCUGGAGGAGGUGAUAUCUCACCAUCUCCAUCAUCGACCUUCUCGCCGCCAUCUGGACUCGAGCGUGAUGCCUUUCCAAUCCGAAUUGGUAAUCAGGAACUUGGCCUCAGGCUCAAGAAAUAUGUGAACCCGAGUCUCAUUCUACCUCUUCAUGAUGCCUGGCUUCCGGGCCGCAGCACAGCGCCAGGAUACCAGGAAGACUUUAAUGUCUCUGAGACGCCAAAUGUCGCAGCCGACGAGUCGGUAUGAGGCUCUGGGUAACACCAUCCUGGUAGUGUUGUUCUCGAGAUAUCCUUAUAAAGUGCAUAUACCAUCUUUGUCUACCUUUGUUGCUCCUCCUCGUGUGGUUGACCCCUUAUGAUCUAUGAUGCUACGCCAACUGAACUCUGGAGGUAGCUGUUCUCUUACUACCUGAAAGCCCGUGUUAUAUGUAUCGAUUGUGCUGCUAGACUUCAUGCUCCGGCGGCUUUUGCCCACAAUUUAUCAGCACGUUCUUCUGUUUUUGUACACUGACCUCUCGUUUCCAUUGAUACCAGAAUCUGUUCCAUCUUGGCUCAUGUGCCACACUCAAGCUUGUAUUAUACUAAUCUGUAAUAUAAUCU
This is a messenger RNA of Aspergillus saccharolyticus JOP 1030-1, 6383 nucleotides long. RefSeq names its product glycogen debranching enzyme. Gene Ontology annotation, molecular function: amylo-alpha-1,6-glucosidase activity; 4-alpha-glucanotransferase activity. The coding region runs from base 1 to 6030 and encodes 2009 amino acids. The transcript has 4 exons. Lineage: Eukaryota; Fungi; Ascomycota; Eurotiomycetes; Eurotiales; Aspergillaceae. Gene Ontology annotation, cellular component: membrane. Gene Ontology annotation, biological process: glycogen biosynthetic process; glycogen catabolic process. The record is from RefSeq and is a predicted model, not a curated record.